Molecule: messenger RNA, 1759 nt
Organism: Daucus carota subsp. sativus
Lineage: Eukaryota; Viridiplantae; Streptophyta; Magnoliopsida; Apiales; Apiaceae
Product: hydroxyproline O-arabinosyltransferase NOD3
Exons: 9
Coding region: 527-1618 (363 amino acids)
Molecular function (GO): glycosyltransferase activity
Source: RefSeq, a predicted model, not a curated record
ACAAAUCAAAAGAGAUACAGGUAAUAAUAUUACAGUUUAAUAAAAAGAAUUCCUACUUGUCCAAUUUUUAAUUUAGAAUCUUCUUCAUGUAUAUACAUUUUCUGUCAGAGAUCCAAACACAAACUUCAGCAUCUUCUGUCUUAAGUUUUGGUUCAUAAUUAUCACACACACGCACUGAUUUUACGGGCAUUACACGUUUUUAAUCUUCUUGAUCUCUCAAUUACGCGCUGUCUCUCCCGAGAUUCUGCUGCUCUGCACACCCCCUUUACACUCUUUUAUCUUUCUCCUUCAAAUUUGUAUUCUUUUCUUCAGGUUUGGAUGAUCGUUUGCCUCUUUAAGGUUUGCGUGGAGUUCUUAGAAAAAUAUUGUCCAAAACGUUAGUGUCAACAAUUUGUGGCCGAAUAAUGUUUUCUCUUGUUGAGGCUUGAAAAUUUUGUUAGUUCUGUUUUUCCCAAGCACAAUAGUCUUUAUUGAGUUUAAUUGUUCUGGAUCAUCCCUUUCUUGAGUAAAGUUGGGACCUCUUACAAUGAUCGCGAGGAAACCUUUGGGACGUUCCACAAUUUUGUUCAUGGUACUUCUGGUUAUUGGGUCUUUCUUUGGCACAUAUACUUUGAUAACAUUGAUAUUUGAAAAUAGAACACCUAAUUCUUUAAAAGAAGGUGUGUCAGUGAUUGAUCCUGUAAUUGAGAUGCCUCAGACUGUGAAGAAAACAGAACACGGCAAGAUGCUGUUUCACAUUGCCCUCACAGCAACUGAUGCUGCAUAUAGCAAAUGGCAGUGUCGGAUCAUGUACUAUUGGUAUAAGAAGCAGAAAGAUUUGCCAGGAUCAGAUAUGGGAAAAUUCACCAGGAUUUUGCAUUCGGGGAAAUCUGACAACCUGGUAAAUGAGAUUCCUACCUAUGUGGUUGACCCCCUUCCAACAGGUUUAGACCGGGGUUACAUUGUUUUAAAUAGACCAUGGGCGUUUGUGCAGUGGCUGGAACAGGCAACGAUCGAAGAAGAAUAUAUAUUAAUGGCAGAACCUGAUCACAUAUUUUUACGUCCACUGCCUAAUUUGGGAUAUGGUGAACUUCCCGCCGCCUUUCCCUUUUUCUACAUCAAACCCGCGGAAAAUGAGAAAAUCUUGAGGAAAUUUUUUCCUGUGGAGAAAGGUCCUGUAACUAAUAUCGAUCCAAUUGGAAACUCUCCUGUUAUUAUUCGCAAGGAUUUGUUAGAGAAAAUCGCUCCUACAUGGAUGAAUGUUUCUUUGAGAAUGAAGGAUAAUCCAGAAUCAGAUAAAACAUUUGGAUGGGUGCUAGAAAUGUAUGCAUAUGCUGUGGCUUCUGCUUUGCACGGUGUGCAACAUAUUCUUCGGAAAGAUUUUAUGCUACAGCCCCCUUGGGAUCUGGAAACUGGGAAAAGGUUCAUCCUACAUUACACUUACGGUUGUGACUACAAUAUGAAGGGUGAGCUGACAUAUGGGAAAAUUGGAGAGUGGCGAUUUGACAAGAGAUCAUAUCUUCAAGGGCCUCCACCGAAAAACCUGCCUCUGCCUCCUCCUGGAGUUCCUGAAAGUGUGGGGACUCUCGUGAAAAUGGUCAAUGAAGCUACUGCUAACAUUCCUAAUUGGGAGUCAUGAAAGGAUAAAAUACUAAAGGAUCGAAUGGCAAAUCAUUUUUGUGAAAUUACAGCUUUAAUUUCAGUGUAGCUUCAGAAAGAUUAAUGUAAAAAAGAAAUCUCAGGCUAAUAUUUGUGGCUUAUAACAUGAAGAUUAUGAUCA